CGAGAAAACCCAGAAGAACAAAAACUUAGAUUUGCAUUUUGCAGUCGAAGUCGAAGCACAGAGACUCACAACCGUCCGCCAUGACUGCUCGCAAGAGAGCUUCUGCAAACCCAUCAGUAAAAGAACCUUCUCCGAAAGAAAUUGACAAAACCCAUCAAACCAAAUCCGCAAGAACUGAUGAUCCGCCCAUUGCGCCACCAAAAGCAGGUUUCAUCUUCAAGCUCGUGCUCUUCUUCUCUGUUCCAUACCUCUACCUUAUCUUCUAUCGCUACAAGAUCGACCUAGAGAUUAGAAGAUCGAUUCUCAUCAAUGCCGGACUCAGUCUCGCUGGCUUCUUUGUCACUCUGCGGAUGAUUCCUGUGGCUUCCAGAUACGUUAUUAGGCGUAAUUUGUUUGGCUAUGAUAUCAACAAACGGGGUACCCCUCAAGGCGCUGUCAAAGUGCCUGAGUCGUUGGGAAUUGUUGUCGGGAUUUCCUUCUUGGUCGUGGCAAUCGUGUUUCAGUACUUUAACUUCAAAUCAGAUUCAAAUUGGCUUGUUGAAUACAAUGCAGCUUUGGCAUCUAUUUGCUUUAUGACAUUGCUUGGAUUUGUAGAUGAUGUUCUUGAUGUCCCCUGGAGAGUGAAACUGCUAUUGCCAUCCUUUGCUGCUCUUCCUUUGUUGAUGGCUUAUGCUGGACACACAACUAUUAUAAUCCCAAAGCCGUUGAUUCCAUAUCUUGGAAUGGAUGUUUUAGAUCUUGGAUGGAUAUAUAAACUUUAUAUGGGACUGUUGGCAGUGUUCUGUACAAACUCCAUUAACAUUCAUGCUGGUUUAAAUGGCUUGGAAGUUGGGCAAACGGUUGUCAUUGCAUUUGCUAUCUUGAUUCACAAUAUCAUGCAAAUUGGAGCAUCGACGGAUCUCGAGUACAAGCAGGCGCACACGUUUUCUAUUUAUCUUGUUCAACCCCUAUUAGCCACAUCGUUGGGCUUGCUUGCUUACAAUUGGUACCCUUCAUCGGUCUUUGUUGGAGAUACCUACACAUACUUUGCUGGGAUGACUAUGGCUGUGGUUGGGAUUUUAGGCCAUUUUAGUGAAACUCUUCUGAUCUUCUUUUUCCCUCAAGUUCUGAACUUCCUUCUCUCACUCCCCCAGUUAUUCGGAUUUAUCGCAUGUCCACGUCAUCGGUUACCUCGGUUUGAUCCUCAAACUGGAUUACUGACUGGAACAAAUGAUGGAACACUAGUGAACGUUUUCUUGCGAAUAUUUGGGAGAAAAACAGAGAAAUCACUCUGCACCUACCUUCUUGUUUUCCAGGGCGUUUUCUGCUGCUUCUGUUUCUUGCUGAGGUAUUUGCUUGCUGGAUGGUACAAGUGAUGUUGCAGCAAUACAAUGUUGGGUUUGAAGCUUUUUAGGAUCCAUGGAAGAGUUUCGACAAUUUUUCGAGUAGUUUGAAAUAUAUUCAUGUAAAAGUGAUGAACCAUUUUGUUAUCUGAUAGGCAAACCAGAAAAUGAAAUGCUGUUGUGGGAAUGUUUUGUGACUAACACAUACUGUAUUUUGACUUGAGAGAAAGGGGAAAAAAUGGCUUGGUUUAGCUUAGAA
Cucurbita maxima (winter squash) is the source of this 1581-nucleotide messenger RNA. Its product is annotated as UDP-N-acetylglucosamine--dolichyl-phosphate N-acetylglucosaminephosphotransferase-like. Lineage: Eukaryota; Viridiplantae; Streptophyta; Magnoliopsida; Cucurbitales; Cucurbitaceae. The record is from RefSeq and is a predicted model, not a curated record. Gene Ontology annotation, cellular component: membrane. Gene Ontology annotation, biological process: protein N-linked glycosylation; dolichol-linked oligosaccharide biosynthetic process. The coding region runs from base 81 to 1355 and encodes 424 amino acids. The transcript is spliced from 11 exons. Gene Ontology annotation, molecular function: UDP-N-acetylglucosamine-dolichyl-phosphate N-acetylglucosaminephosphotransferase activity.